Messenger RNA from Paramuricea clavata, 3388 nucleotides. The record is from the annotation of a GenBank genome assembly. Lineage: Eukaryota; Metazoa; Cnidaria; Anthozoa; Malacalcyonacea; Plexauridae.
GUGUUGAAAGAGAAAAAGAGACGUAUUUGUCAGGUGUUUAGGGGAACUUAUCCUGUUUCGUUUUUUCCAGGAUGCACCAAGAAAUGUGUGGGUGAGAAAGGUUAGAAAAGUAAAGAAAAUUAAACUUUUAAAUAAAGGUCAAUGAAAUUUAUCGUUUCGAAAUAAAAUAUUAUUUUUAUCAUGUGUCUCUAAAAUACUAUCGUCCAAUUUGUUCUUCAGGUGCUAAAGGAAAGAAAGGCAAACGUGGUAAGAAUUGAAAUGUUGAAAUCCAGGAAAUGUCAACAAAAAUACAACACGAAAGAUAAUCAAAUUUAAAAAAUUCGCGUGGCGAUCUAGCAACGGCAGCUGGUCAUGCUAUGCCAAUCAACCUGCAUCUAAAUAGGUGAAAGACAAUGCAUCUGUAAAGUCAUUAAAAAUUUCCAUGGCAUGACUAGGACUAAUUUACAUCUGUACACGGGCUAGGAAAUAUCGUUAUAAAUGACAUAUAAAUAUAUGUCAUUUAUAACGGUAUUCCUGGCCUGUGUACAGGUGUAAAAUUCAUGUGAGAGAAUACGGCUUAGAACAUGUUGAAUCAUGCGUAAGUUUGCGUAAGUACAACAGUGCAUAAUAUGGAUGACCGCCACGUGACCUAUCAAACUUGUAUCAUUUCUCAUUUCCCAGGUGAACUUGGCAAGCAGGGCAAACCAGGACCUCAAGGAUCUCGGGGAUUUCCAGGGGCACGUGGGGAUCACGGAUACAGAGGGAAUCAAGGACCUAAGGGAGACAUAGGUGAAAAAGGAGAGAGGGGUAACGAUGGUAACAUGGGAAGAACAGGUGGAAAAGGGGAUAAAGGUAAACAUCACUUUCAAAUGUUGUUCAUCCACGAAUUUUGCAAGCUUUGCCAUCAUUUGUUUUCUCCCCCUCCCACAUUUGGUAUAUUUGAGGUAAUAGCAUGUCAUAUGUACGCUGUAUGGCACGCAGGAUGGAGCUUCUUAAUACUGGUUCUAAAUAGCAUCAAUGCGCAUAAAAACACGUACUUUUUCAAAGAAAGCUUUAACAGCUAAUUUAAUAAUUAAUUAAAUUUCACCCGAAAAAAUUGGUUGCAUCAUGCAAAGUCCUUCUCAAUCAUUAUAAUUCAGACCAUCUGAAGUAGUAUAUUUAACAUGCCAAACAUAACAAAAGAUGUCUAUUCCUAAUGAAGUAUUAUUUUGUUAUUUUAGGAGAAACUGGUAGCCCAGGAAUGAACGGUCCAAAAGGUAGAAGAAAAACAAUAAACCAUAAAUUAGACAGUUUUUUCCUAACUAGAAUAGUUACUAGCGCGGGUAAGAGCUCUGUGCUAGUGGCUCAUGGAUUAAGUAAAUCAUGGAUAAGUGAAUAAUAGUAGAUAAGUAUCCGUAAAUUAUCUAAUAAACUACCACUCUCUAAUAUCGACCCAGAGUUUUGUAAGAAGUUCCUCUAUAUUAAAUGCUCUCUAUCUAAUAAACAUGUCCUCCCUCUAACAGGGGCAUUUAUUGUACAUAAUUAAACAUAUACCGGCAAGAGUUAUUGGUUUGUUAGUAUAGGUAAUAGCAUGGUUUCAAGUGCAAUUUGGAUAUAACAUUCACGAGUGAGUUUUUCAAAGAUCUAUUACUUAUUAAUAAACCAUGAAACCAUGCUAUAUAACUUAUUAAUAAAUUACAUAAAAAUGUUCGAGACAAUUGUAGUUUUAACUUACGUUUAAAUAGCGAACAUUCGCAAGUUUUCCUGGCUUUGUUAUAUCACAUUAUAUAACGCUAACAGCUUGAACAUUCCACUCAACUAUGUAAGUUUUGUUAGUCUUGUUUAAGGUAAAUGCUUUUCCAUUUAACAAUAAAGAUAAAAGCCAUAUUUUUCAACCGAAGUCAACUUUCACUUUAUGUAGCGCGGCGCCAUGUUUGUUUUAUUUUGAAGCAAUCUGUGACUGUUACUUCUCUAAACUAAUCUGCUUCAAACUAAUUGGUUAAUUUAAUCAUCACAAUGUUUUCCCAUGCACUAGUCGGAUCAGUUUGUUACAGAUUUUUGCACUGUGAUUACAGAAAAAUUGCACUGUAAUUACAGAAAAUUGCACUGUGAUAACAAAACAUUGCACUGUGAUUACAGAAAAUUGCACCGUGAUUACAGAAAAUUGCACUGUGAUUACAGAAAAUUGCACUGUGAUGACAAAAAAUUGCAUUGCGAUUACAGAAAAUUGCACCGUGAUUACAGAAAAUUGCACUGUGAUUACAGAAAAUUGCACCGUGAUUACAAAAAAUUGCACUGUAAUUACAGAAAAUUGCACUGUGAUAACAAAAAACUGCACUGUGAUUACAGAAAAUUGCACCGUGAUUACAAAAAAUUGCACUGUGAUUACAGAAAAUUGCACCGUGAUCACAAAAAAUUGCACUGUAAUUACAGAAAAUUGCACCGUGAUUACAGAAAAUUGCACCGUGAUUACAGAAAAUUGCACCGUGAUUACAAAAAAUUGCACUGUAAUUACAGAAAAUUGCACUGUGAUAACAAAAAAUUGCACUGCUGUUUGGGAUUAACUGCACUGAAAUCAACCAAUCACAGUCGAAUAAUAUAUUUAUGUAUAUAUUAUUAAUUCAAAAAUACUGAGUGUUAAAAUGGAGUGCAAAAAUAAACGCCUCACUAAUAAACGUCCCCCAAAGCGGGGCAUUUAUCAUGCAUAUCAUUUACGGUAUGUCGGUAAAGUGAAAAAGUGAUCAACGGCGAUUGUUAAGAAUGUUUAAAACUACAGAAUGCACAUUGUAUAAUUACAUAAUGUGCGCAUCAAUAAUGUAUAUAGAGGAUAUUAGACGGUUGCGAAGAGAUAUGGAUUUUAUGUUCGAGUGGCAAAAACAAUAUCUCACGAGUGAGCGCAGCGAACGAGUGAGAUAUUGUUUUUGACACGAGAACAUAAAUCCAUAUCUUCUCGCAACCGUUUAAUGUUCUGUUUUUUUAUAUGGACUUACUCAGAGUGACAAAAAUACACACAAAGACGACAUGUAAAUAAGCACGAGAAAGAGCAGUAUAAAAGCGAUAUUUUUAAAAAUUAUAGUGCAAACAUAAAACUAGAAUAAAGUUUACUUAUCUCAAGAUGUCUUUUAAAUGUUUUCGUUUUAUUUCCAACGUUAAUUUCGUUUUAAAUACGAACCAAAGACCAUUUGUCUUUUCAAAACAACAACAAUGAAAAUGGCGGGAAAUUUUCGAACUUCGUAUGUCACCAGCAGAGGUGAAAUACGAAAAAUACGCGCACCUAGCCCCGGAUGUAGUGACGUAUGAGUUCUACGAGUGUUUUAGUUUCCAGUAAAACACCAUUGUCCAUAUAAUAAAACAACAUAUUUUUCAUUUUAUCACAUUGGCUGAAUUGUUUGUUUCAGGUGACAGAGGACAGGCAGGACAAACGUUAAUG